UCGACUUGCUGAAAAAUUAGUUGCAGCAAAAUCCAAAUUUUUACGUCUCGCCGUGUUAAAAGCUCCUCUUGCAAAUAUAUCUUCGUAGUUUCAUCGAUCGCCUUUUCUCAUUUCUUCAAACUAUUUUUCAAUCGUUUUCCAUCCGAUCGUUUAGGUUUCUAGGCGGUGAAGAUGCAGAGGGGCAGAGGUGGGAGGGAUGAUUUAUUUGGGUUUGGGGGGCUUCCUCUUGGAUUUGGUUCAUUUAGUGGAUUUGGUGGACUUGGGAGACCAGGGGGCCUGAUUUCAAGCUUCUUCGGGGGGUCGGACCCCUUUGACGAUCCUUUCUUCACUCGUCCCUUUGAGGGCAUGAUGGGGCAUGACCUUUUUGGUCAUGGAGGGAAUAUCUUCGGAGCAUCAAGCAAUACCACGCAUGGUGGAUUUCUGCAACACGGGAAUUUACCGCCAAACAGAUCAAAGGGACCAAUAAUCAAAGAACUAACUUCAGAUGAUGAAGAGGGGGAAGACGAACAAAAUAAUGGUUUAGAGAAGACGACCAACCCCAGAAAACACUUGAGGUCUGACAAGAAUCCAUAUGUUGAGGAGCCUGAUGAGGAUGUGGAAGGGAGCAAGAACAAGCAAUUGCACAUCACCAGUGAGUUUAACAGGGCUAAUGCAAAACGCCAACAAAAUGGUUCUUUCUUCUUUCAGAGCUCUACCGUCUCCUAUGGCGGUCCUAGUGGAACAUGUUACACUUCUUCUACCACAAGGAGAGCUGGCGGUGAUGGAGUGGUUAUGGAGGAGAGCAAAGAAGCUGACUUGACUAACCGUAAAGCCAGUCACAGGAUAUCUAGAGGAAUGCAUGGGAAGGGUCAUUCAGUUACGAGAAAGCUAAAUUCUGAUGGGAGGGUAGAUACGCUUCAAACUCUGCAUAACUUGAAUGAAGAUGAGCUCGAGAAUUUUGAGGAGGAUUGGAAUGGUAAAGCUAGACAAUACUUGCCAAAAGGGAGCUCUGCCCUUGAUAAUGACAAAAUGAGGAUUUAUGGGAGUGACCGACGGGAAUUCGAGCCAUCGCGAAGAUUGGCUCUGCCUUCCAUUCCACAGGCCCAUCCGCACGGCUCUUGGGCUAGCGCAGGUGGUGGACCAGAAAGGCAGUCAUCCAGCAAAAUGGCUUCGCCCUCGUCAGUGCAGCAGCCGAAGCCCCCCCACUCUUCUGGGAGAAUGCAAUCACAAACAAGGCCUAAUCCAUAUGAUAGGAGGUUUCAUUGAAGGAGUAUUUUCUACCCAAAACUCAAAUCAACUGUGAACCGCAUUGUACCGACGUCUUAUUAUCCGUUGAUGAUUGGUUUAUCUUACAGUUUGUAUACACUUCUAACAAAUCUAUAUUUAGUUGGUACUGGUUUUCUCUUUGCAUAAGACAUCAAACUAUAGAUUGCGAUCGUUUCAGUAUAGUCUGGAGCAUAUUAAUUUGUCCAUUUUAAUGGCGGAAUCUAUUGCUCUAUUA
This is a messenger RNA of Dendrobium catenatum, 1480 nucleotides long. Its product is annotated as myeloid leukemia factor 1. The transcript is spliced from 7 exons. The coding region runs from base 172 to 1245 and encodes 357 amino acids. Lineage: Eukaryota; Viridiplantae; Streptophyta; Magnoliopsida; Asparagales; Orchidaceae. The record is from RefSeq and is a predicted model, not a curated record.